This is a messenger RNA of Amborella trichopoda, 2597 nucleotides long. Its product is annotated as Subtilase family protein. The record is from RefSeq and is a predicted model, not a curated record. Gene Ontology annotation, biological process: proteolysis. NCBI's taxonomy places the organism in Eukaryota, Viridiplantae, Streptophyta, Magnoliopsida, Amborellales, Amborellaceae. Gene Ontology annotation, molecular function: serine-type endopeptidase activity.
UGGCACUCUCCACUCCGGACCGUGUACAAAAAAAUCUGAGCUAGUGUGAACGCCCCCACCUCAUCUACUCCUAUAAUAUCCCUUUCAUCUCUUUCCUCACCCUCUUCCGUUCCCCUCAAAAGAAAAUGGUUCAGACCCUCUCCCUCACCUUCCUCUUCUUCCUCCUCUUCAUCUCAACGCAAGCCCAAACCCAACAUCACACCUUCAUAGUCCACGUCUCCAAAGCCCACAAGCCCGCCAUCUUCACCACUCAUCACCACUGGUACAAAGCCAUCCUCAGAUCAUUGCGCCGAGCCGGUGAACCGAAGCCCACCCUCCUCUACUCCUACGACCGCGUCGCCCAUGGCUUCUCAGCACGCAUCCUCCCCUCACAAGCCGAUAUCCUCCGGAACUUCCCCGAAAUCCUCUCAGUACGGCCCGAAAGAACUUACUCCCUCCACACCACCCGCACCCCCGAAUUCUUGGGCCUGAGCAAAGACCAGGGGCUGUGGCCCAACUCGGAUUACGCCAAAGACGUGAUAAUCGGCGUUUUGGACACCGGAAUAUGGCCUGAGAGACCAAGCUUUUCCGACAAUGGCCUCACAACAGUACCUGAAAGGUGGAAAGGGGUGUGUGAUUCGGGCGCCGGGAAAAUAUUAUCUGGUGAGUUUUGUAACCGGAAAAUCAUCGGGGCUAGGUGGUUUGCUAAGGGGUAUGAGGCAGUAAACGGGAAGAUUAAUGAAACAGAGGAGUCACCGUCGCCGCUAGACACUGAGGGUCAUGGAACACACACUGCGUCCACAGCGGCCGGAGCUCUGGUAUCGGGCGCCGAUUUUUAUGGAUAUGCUGCCGGAGAGGCGAGGGGCAUGGCCACAAAUGCGAGGAUCGCAGUUUACAAAAUUUGCUGGAAAACAGGGUGCUACGACUCUGAUAUCUUGGCUGCGAUGGACCAGGCGGUGGGCGACGGUGUUGAUGUCAUCUCUCUCUCAGUGGGUUCUUCGCAUCUGGCUCCUGAGUUUGACGAUGACUCGAUUGCGAUCGGAGCGUUUGGCGCUGCACGCCACGGCGUCGUGGUCUCGUGCUCAGCCGGUAACUCGGGUCCCGGCCCCCACACUGCAACAAACAUCGCGCCCUGGAUACUAACAGUUGGUGCUUCCACCAUCGACCGAGAUUUUCCGGCUGAUGUCAUCCUUGGUGAUGGAACUAUUCUCGCAGGGGUCUCUCUGUACACUGGCAACCGAUCGCCAGAGAAUUUUUCCGUCGUUCUUGCUGCCGAUAGUGGCGAUCGGCUGUGUCGCAAGGGUCGCCUGAUUCCGGCCAAAGUCGCAGGAAAAACGGUGGUUUGUGAGAGAGGUAUUACUGCGAGGGUGGCCAAAGGGCUUUCGGUAAAGGAUUCAGGAGGGGCCGCCAUGGUUUUAACUAACACAGAAGAGAGCGGAGAGGAGCUUGUGGCCGACGCUCAUCUCCUACCCGCCACCAUGGUGGGUCAGAUCAACGGCGACAAAAUCAGAAAGUAUGUUAGAUCGGCUAAUAACCCGUCGGCCGGGAUCCUUUUCAGGGGUACAGUCACCGGAAAAUAUGCCACUGCCGCCCCGAUGGUGGCCGCAUUCUCGUCACGCGGCCCAAAUUACAGGUCGCCGGAGAUUGUCAAACCGGACGUGAUCGCCCCCGGGGUCAACAUCUUGGCGGGUUGGACCGGAGCAACCGGUCCAACCGGUUUGGAAACCGACGGAAGGCGGUGGAAUUUCAAUGUAAUAUCGGGCACCUCGAUGAGCUGUCCUCACGUGAGUGGCCUAGCGGCGUUACUUAAAAACGCGUUUCCCCAUUGGUCGCCUGCCGCCGUUAAAUCGGCCCUCAUGACAACGGCUUACGAUUCCGAUAAUAACGGGAGCACCAUUAAAGACCUAGCUGAUGGCAAAGAAUCCACGCCGUUCGUUCGGGGAUCGGGCCACGUGGAUCCCAAUCGCGCGCUUGAUCCGGGGCUAGUGUAUGAUAUCAAGCCUGAGGACUACGUGGCCUAUCUUUGCGCCCUUGGAUACGAUUCGGUGAGGAUAGCUGUUUUUACAGGAGGGAAAAGCGUUGAUUGUCGGGUCGUGGGCUUUGCUAAAUCUGGGGACCUUAACUAUCCCUCCUUUUCGAUGGUAUUUGGGCCAGGUAAAACCGUGGCUAAAUUUAGCAGAACCGUGACAAAUGUGGGGGACGCCCGAUCAGCAUACGCGGCAAGCAUCAACGGACCGGAUUCUGUGAGGAUUCGGGUUGACCCGGAGAAGCUGGUGUUUUGUGCACAAAAUCAGAGCCUUUCGUAUUCCGUUACUUUUGAAUACGUGGAGGGAUAUUCACCGUUGGAUACUUGCUUCGGGUUGCUGACGUGGAGCGAUGGGCGGCACGAUGUUAAAAGCCCCAUUGCGUUUAGUUGGGAGGGGGCUCUGGCCUCUUCCUUUUGAAGUUGGAAUAUAUGUAUUUCAAUGUUUUAAUUUUUUUUUUCUCUUUUAUUUAGGUAAAUAAUUUUAUGCCUCCUUUUCAUCUGACAUGCUGUUAUUUAAGUUUUUUGAUAUUUUAGUGGGGCCUUUUGAGCUAAUGUCUACCCCUUCCUCAUGGAUUACUGAAAUUUAGGUAAA